AUGGCAGGCCCUGCAGGUAGCUAGAAUCCGGGCCCACCCCAAGCCCUGUACAUGGUCCUCUUAAUAAUGCUGGUCGUGAUGAGCUUGGCGUUUGGUAAGUGGCUCUACGGGGUGAGUUUGAGCAUUAUGAUCAAGAACCCCUUCAUCAGAUUCAUGCAGCUGCAUGACAGUGGUUCGGAGAUCAUGGUGAGUGACUGCCCCAGCAAGGAGCAGAUAGGUGACUGCUCGUACACCCACACUUCUCCAGUGCUGGGCUUCUGGAUAUUCUCUCGAUGCCGCUUCCGGAAUUUCUGCAAUAACCCUCAGAACAGAAUAAAAUAUGGUCCUUAG
This is a messenger RNA of Mesoplodon densirostris (Blainville's beaked whale), 330 nucleotides long. RefSeq names its product lymphocyte antigen 6 family member G5C (gene LY6G5C). The record is from RefSeq and is a predicted model, not a curated record. Gene Ontology annotation, cellular component: external side of plasma membrane. NCBI's taxonomy places the organism in Eukaryota, Metazoa, Chordata, Mammalia, Artiodactyla, Ziphiidae.